AGACAUUAUCGGUCUGCUGUGCGUCUAAUCUUCUCCUUCUCUCUCUCUCUCUAUGGACACACACACACUCCUUCCAGCACCACCGAUCACCAGCUGAACGGCUGCGCAAGCUUACUUCACCGACAACUUCCAUCAACAAGAAUGAUGUCUGAAAAGGGGCAGAUAUAGAUGUGGGAGAAGAAAGCAAAUGGAUAUUGAAAGAGAGAGUGGAUCCGAAAAUCAGUUUAACACUAGCCUUUUGAUGGAUAGUGUGUGGACUAGCAUUCCUUGUAUUGAUCUGCUUGCACUUGCAGACGCCGCAGUCACCCCAAAUACCCCGAAUCAAAUGCCCAAUUCACAGGCUGGUGGAGUGAGGUACUUGUUUGACCUGAAUUCACCACCCGAGCCACAGCUGGUCACAAGCAUCUCAUCUCCCAAGCAAACCAGAAAGGCAGUGCGUAAGCGAGUGGUGUCUGAAAUACUAAAUUCUAAAACAGAUGCUGCGGUCAAUCUGGAACAGUUUAAGCCCAUUACGGAACAAUCAGAAGAUGAAAUUUGGCAAUUGGAGGUGAAUGAAGACGACUCUGAAGAGGAGGAAUCCAUUGUCGAUUUGAGUCUACAGAAUACACCACAACCAAAACCAAAAAGAAGAAAACAUAGACCCAAAGUGGUAAUAGAAGGUCAAUCCAAAAAGUCAACGACCCCAAAGUCUAAAACUUCUUCUUCAACAGGAACCAGGAAAAAUAUCACACCCGAAAAACCCACAGUUCGACCAGUUAGGAAUUCAUGUAGGAGAAAGAUAUACUUUGAAGACGAGUGGGUGUACGACUCACUAAGCCCUAUAACACCAAACAAAUCUGAGAUAGCAACGGGUGCCAAGGACACGUGUUCGAGGGCUAGACGUAAUCUAAAUUUUUCAAAAACCGCUCAUGAAAAAGAAGCUAGUAGUCUAAAUGGUUCUACCUGCAGUAGUAGUAGCAGUGAAGAAGAUGCAUCUUUGGAGGCGGCAUAUAUUACAAACUUUCCGGCUAUAUUUAAGAAAAAAAGAACCGAAAAGUGUUAUAAUAAUUCUAUCGCAUCCAAGGCAAUUUCAUCCAAAUGGUCUCAUGAAAUGUCAACAGUGUUGGAUGAUGUGGAGAUAUGUAGAAAGAAGAGAAGCAAGGGUCGAAAACGGGCUCGUGAGAUGGGUUCAUUUGCUAGAUUGUUCGAGGGUAAAAGUCCGUGGGUGUGCAUGGAAGCUCUUGCUGCUGCUGAUUAUAGUUUGAAUGUAUCAACAAAGAAACGAACCAAGAGAAAUUACUCUAUUAUGCUAUCUUCUUCAUAUCAGUACCAUUGGUCCCUCACUGAUCAUAUAGGUUUCCAUUCGAGAUGGAGAAGCAGAUACGAUAUCGAUGCACUCAUAAACCAAUUCGAGACGUUGUGCAUCAACAAUCAAACGGUGGAACCGGAACCGGACCAACAUGCACUUGUACCAUACUUAACAAGGUACCGAGAGAGGAACGGUCUUGUUUUAUAUAAUCAACACAACAGGGAUCUUGUUCCUUAUGAAGAUUCAGAUGAUGGAGCGAAAAUAAGGCAGCUGCGCCCUAAAGUUGAUCUUGAUGAUGAGACAAGUAGAGUUUGGAGGCUUUUGUUGGAAGAUAUUAAUAGUGAAGGCGUUGAUGGGACAGAUGAAGAUAACACAAAAUUUUGGGAAGAAGAACGAAGUGUGUUUAGUGGAAGAGCAGCUUCGUUUAUUGCAAGGAUGCACCUAGUUCAAGGUGACAGACGUUUCUCACGGUGGAAGGGGUCGGUUGUGGACUCGGUUAUCGGGGUUUUCCUUACGCAAAAUGUAUCAGAUCAUCUGUCCAGUUCUGCAUUCAUGAAUCUAGCUGCAAGAUAUCCUCUGGCACCGAAAAGCGGCAAUGAAGAAGCAUUUGAAGAAGAGGAUUCAAGCAUAUCUGUCAAAUUGGAUGUAGAAAAAACCAUAACAUGCCAUGAAGACGAAGAAAAAGAAGUUGAGGAUUUAGUUUCUUCAUGUCCAAACACCGCGCAGUCUUCAAUUUCCGAUACUAGUGUUGAAAGACUAGGAUCUUGGUUGGUAACCAACUCUCUAACAAAUGUUAAUAAUGAUAACAAACAUGAACAUAAGUGUGCAAGUGAGCAAAGUGAAAUAUCAGCAGAGAAUCAACAAAAGGAGAUUUCAGAAGUGACAGAGUCAAAUUCAAAUGAACAUGGGAAUUUUAAAGUAUCAGGUACUAAAGUGAAAAAGGGUAAAAAUGGAAAAGCAAAAAAGACUAAACGUGAUUGGGAUAGUAUGAGAAAAACUGCAGAGUUGAAAAAUAAAAGAGAGAGAUCAGGCAACGCUAUGGAUUCAUUGGACUAUGAAGCGGUAAGGCGUGCAGAUGUUAAUGAGAUUUCUGAUGUCAUCAAGGAUAGGGGUAUGAACAACAUGCUUGCACAGAGAAUUAAGGAGUUCCUGAAUCGACUUGUAAGAGACCAUGGAAGCAUUGAUCUUGAAUGGUUACGAGACGUGCCUCCUGACAGAGCCAAGGAGUAUCUGCUAAGCUUCAGAGGUUUGGGAUUAAAAAGUGUGGAGUGUGUACGGCUACUCACACUUCACCAUCUUGCUUUUCCAGUUGACACAAAUGUUGGACGUAUAGCUGUUAGACUAGGAUGGGUCCCCCUGCAACCACUUCCUGAGUCUCUUCAGUUGCAUCUUCUAGAAUUGUAUCCGAUUUUGGAGUCAAUCCAAAAAUACCUGUGGCCACGACUCUGCAAGCUGGACCAGAGAACUUUGUAUGAACUACAUUACCAGAUGAUUACAUUUGGGAAGGUUUUCUGUACCAAGAACAAACCAAACUGCAAUUCAUGUCCAAUGAGAGGAGAGUGCCGGCAUUUUGCAAGCGCAUUUGCAAGUUCUCGGCUUGCACUGCCAGCACCAGAUGAGAAAAGAAUAGUGACUGCAAAUAAAUCACAUGGUCAAAGUCAAAGCCAUACUAAUCAGCACACCCUAACUCUGCCUCCAGCUGAUCACCACGAAUAUGAGGAUAUCAAUCGUGACCCUAUUAUUGAAGUACCAGCAUCACCAGAGCCCAUAAUUGAAGUACCAGCAACACCAGAAGCAGAAAAGAUACAAGAAGAAUUCGACAUAGAGGAUUUUUGUGAAGAAAUUCCAAUUAUUAGACUUAAUAUGGAAGCCUUUAGUCAAAACGUCCAAAACUAUAUGCAAAAUAAUAUGGAAGUUGCAGAGAGUGACAUGUCAAAGGCCCUGGUUGCAUUAACGUCUGAAGCUGCCUCAAUUCCCACACCAAAACUAAAAAAUGUGAGCCAGUUAAGAACCGAACACCAGGUCUAUGAGCUUCCAGAUUCACAUCCUCUUUUGGAAGGGCUAGACAAACGAGAACCCGAUGAUCCUUGUUCAUACCUCCUUGCGAUUUGGACACCUGGUGAAACUGCAGAAUCAAUUCAGCCUCCAAAAGGACAGUGUAGUAGCUCCCAAGAAUCCGGUACACUGUGCCGCAAAAAAACAUGUUUCUGGUGCAACAGCGUACGAGAAGCAAAUUCCCAAACUGUAAGAGGGACGCUUUUGAUACCAUGUCGAACUGCUAUGAGAGGAAGCUUCCCACUCAACGGCACAUACUUCCAAGUUAAUGAGGUGUUUGCAGACCAUGAAUCUAGCCUAUGUCCGAUUGAUGUCCCGAGAUGUUGGUUAUGGAAUUUACCUAGAAGAACAGUCUACUUUGGAACUUCCAUACCAACCAUAUUCAGAGGACUUACGACACAGGGCAUUCAGCACUGCUUUUGGAGAGGUUUUGUUUGUGUGAGGGGAUUUGACCAGAAGACUCGUGCACCACGUCCUCUUAUGGCCAGACUACACUUCCCUGCUAGCAAGUUAAAAGCAUCAUCAAAAUUACACUCUUAAUGCUUUAUUCAGAUCAACCAAAUAUUUCUUCAUUUUCCUCUAAAUUGUGCUCAUAACUAGUAUUGUCUUACCUGCUUGCUUAGCAAACAAUUUGUCUCUCAUUCCAUACAUGCUAUUAGGGGAGAAUUUUUCUCAAUAAGACACAAAUCUGACAUGAAUCUAAACGGGUUUUGGUAGGGUUGUUGGCUAUGCUAUUUA
Messenger RNA from Helianthus annuus (common sunflower), 4081 nucleotides. RefSeq names its product transcriptional activator DEMETER. The coding region runs from base 188 to 3883 and encodes 1231 amino acids. Lineage: Eukaryota; Viridiplantae; Streptophyta; Magnoliopsida; Asterales; Asteraceae. Gene Ontology annotation, biological process: base-excision repair. Gene Ontology annotation, molecular function: 4 iron, 4 sulfur cluster binding; DNA N-glycosylase activity; DNA demethylase activity. The record is from RefSeq and is a predicted model, not a curated record. The transcript has 16 exons.